CCAGCCGUCCCGGCGUGCCCCGCGCGCACCACCGAGCGCUGCCGCUCUGGCUGGCGCCGCGCGCGGCCGCGGCGAGAUGGCGGGCGUGGGGCGGGCGGGCGGCCCGGGCGGGGAGCAGCUGAACGGCGAGCUGCCGCCCGAGCCCCCGGAGAGGGACGGCGCGGCGGGGCUCGGCGCGGAGGACGGCGCCAGGAAGAGGCGCAAGAAGAAGAAGAAGGGCAAAGCGGGCGCCGCGGGACAAGAAACAGAUAAAGAAAUGGAAGGUGUGCUUGAUGAUGUAGCGAAACAGUUGGAUAAACAAGCACUGGAGGACAAAGAAAAAGAUGAUGAUGAUGAAGAUGGAGAGGGUGAAGGAGAUGGAGCAACAGGGAAAAAGAAGAAGAAAAAGAAAAAGAAGAAAGGACCUAAGGUCCAGACAGAUCCACCUUCUAUUCCGAUAUGUGAUCUGUUUCCCAGCAACAUAUUCCCAAAGGGAGAAGAAUGUGAAUACCCACCAACACAAGAUGGGCGAACUUCUGCUUGGAGAACAACUAGUGAAGAAAAGAAAGCACUAGACCAAGCCAGUGAGGAAAUCUGGAAUGAUUUUCGGGAGGCUGCAGAGGCACACAGACAAGUGAGGAAAUAUGUUAUGAGCUGGAUAAAACCUGGAAUGACAAUGAUAGAAAUCUGUGAAAAACUAGAAGACUGCUCACGUAAGCUGAUAAAGGAAAAUGGUUUAAAUGCAGGUCUUGCAUUUCCUACUGGGUGCUCUUUGAAUAACUGUGCUGCCCACUACACUCCCAAUGCUGGAGAUCCAACAGUCCUGCAGUACGAUGAUAUUUGCAAAAUAGAUUUUGGAACGCAUAUUAGUGGUCAUAUUAUUGACUGUGCUUUUACAGUCACAUUCAAUCCAAAAUAUGACAAACUUUUACAAGCUGUAAAGGAUGCCACAAAUACAGGAAUAAAGUGUGCUGGAAUAGAUGUACGUCUGUGUGAUGUGGGAGAGGCCAUACAGGAAGUUAUGGAGUCUUAUGAAGUUGAAAUAGAUGGCAAAACAUACCAAGUGAAACCAAUUCGCAAUUUGAAUGGACACUCGAUUGGGCCAUAUAGGAUACAUGCUGGAAAAACAGUGCCCAUUGUGAAAGGAGGAGAAGCCACAAGAAUGGAGGAAGGCGAAGUAUAUGCUAUAGAAACCUUUGGUAGUACAGGCAAAGGUGUUGUUCAUGAUGAUAUGGAGUGUUCUCAUUAUAUGAAGAACUUUGAUGUUGGGCAUGUGCCAAUAAGGCUUCCAAGAGCAAAACACUUGCUGAAUGUUAUCAAUGAAAACUUUGGUACCCUUGCCUUCUGCCGCAGAUGGCUGGAUCGCCUGGGAGAGAGUAAAUACCUGAUGGCAUUGAAGAACCUGUGCGACCUGGGGAUAGUGGAUCCAUACCCUCCCUUAUGCGACAUUAAAGGCUCCUACACAGCACAGUUUGAGCACACUAUACUGUUGCGCCCAACGUGCAAGGAGGUUGUCAGCAGAGGAGAUGACUACUAAACUGAAAGCCACCUCAGCACCUUUAUACUCCAGGCUUUGUUGGAACAUACUAUACCAGAAUUAAUUUGCAACAUAUUGUCUGUUUUAACAGUGGACUGAUGCAAUCCUUUCCUUAUUUGGAAAGGAAGGGAUUUGAUCAAAGGCAAGUCUUCUAAUGUAACUAACUAAGGAAAAAGCUUUCAGGCCUUUAGAAAUAUUUCAAAAGUUACUUAUUUUUUUCUGUUCAGGGAAAUAUGUGCUAUAAAGCUCAAUUUUUAGUUUGGAAUGAGUUAUACGUUUUGUUUUGAACAUUUAUGAUAAAAGAUGCUUUUCAAAUAUUUAUAUUACCAUAUUCCUACUUGAAUGCUUUGAAUGACUACACCUGAUUUCUGCACCCAAGCCCUCUAUGAUAUUGCCUUUUAAAGUUCCUGGAAUACAUUUUGUAAAAAAUAAAGACAAAUUUUCAGAUCUAAAAAUACAUAUACUUUUUAGAAGUCUGGUUAUAAUUCUGGUCAGGAGUCUGCUGGGAAACUGCUCUAUUAAAUAUUUUACAAACUUGA
Apus apus (common swift) is the source of this 2055-nucleotide messenger RNA. RefSeq names its product methionyl aminopeptidase 2 (gene METAP2). Gene Ontology annotation, molecular function: metalloaminopeptidase activity. The record is from RefSeq and is a predicted model, not a curated record. The transcript is spliced from 11 exons. Gene Ontology annotation, biological process: proteolysis. NCBI's taxonomy places the organism in Eukaryota, Metazoa, Chordata, Aves, Apodiformes, Apodidae. Bases 77 to 1516 code for a protein of 479 amino acids.